UUUACUUAAUAAAUUUAUCAAUCAAUAAAACAUCUGUUUCUGUUCUAUUGCUCUGUUCUAUUGUUCUUAUUUCUGAAUAAGGGAAAAUGAAUUUUUUAAUAAAAAUACCUAAUAAUUUAUUGAAUAAAAGGCGAAUAUUUAAUUUAGAAGCCAUAUUUUAUUCAACCAAAGUAACCCCACAAAAUUCAAAAAUUUUAAACAAAGUUGAAACGAGAAAACCUAUUGUGCCGCCUGAGUUUAGGUUUAUUUAUCCAGAGUUUCUACCAGAUCCGAACAUUAAAUGGAGAAAUGGAAUACGCGAAAAAUUAGAACGAAUUGAUAUGUUGAAUAGACGUGCUAAUAUUGAUAUUCCAGAGUUUUAUGUUGGUUCUAUAUUAGCUGCUACAAGUGCAGAUCCACUUUCAUCUGGAAAAACAACACGAUUUGUUGGAAUAUGUAUCGAUCGAGAUCGGUGUGGUUUAAGAUCUCGCUUUAUAUUGAGAAAUGUAAUAGACCAUCAAGGAAUAGAAAUUCAGUACGACAUGUAUGAUCCAACUCUACAAAAAAUUGAAGUUCUACGACUUGAAAAAAGACUGGAUGAUAAACUGUUUUAUUUGCGAGACGCACUCCCCGAAUUUAGUACUUUUGACAUAAAUAUGGAAGCGGAAAUAUUGCCCGAGGGCUCAAAAAUUCCAAUUAAUGACAUAAAAGUAAAGUUAAAGCCAAAGCCGUGGCUAGAACGUUGGGAAAGGCAAAAUUUAAAAGGAAUUUCAAAUAUUAAUGACUACUUGAUAGAGAAACACAUAAUUAAAGCAAAAAAAGCAGAAACACCUUGGGAAAAAUAUGAUUUAAUGAAGGAAUAUCGCAAAACUAUUCCAGAGGAGGAACAAAAAGAAAUUUAUGCUGAAGUUUAUUCUCAACUACAUCAACAAGAUUUAUCAAGAAAAUUAACAAAAAGGAAAAGGACAUUAAUAAAACCGGCAAAUUUGGCUUAAAAUUUCUAAAUAAAUUUGUAUCACAUGUAUUCCUCUCUGUUUUGUUUUAAUUUUUCUAAGGUACCUAUUGGUCUAUACGAUGGUCAAAAUAUCCAUACGAAAUAUUAAAAAAAUUUCAAAUUUUUAAAUCUUUCUUUCCACUAAUAUUUCUAA
Messenger RNA from Condylostylus longicornis, 1127 nucleotides. RefSeq names its product 39S ribosomal protein L19, mitochondrial (gene mRpL19). The record is from RefSeq and is a predicted model, not a curated record. Lineage: Eukaryota; Metazoa; Arthropoda; Insecta; Diptera; Dolichopodidae. Bases 87 to 974 code for a protein of 295 amino acids. Gene Ontology annotation, molecular function: structural constituent of ribosome. Gene Ontology annotation, biological process: translation. The transcript has 3 exons. Gene Ontology annotation, cellular component: mitochondrial large ribosomal subunit; ribosome.